CAAACGAAUGAAUCGCGGCCACACGAGUACGCUGGCGUUGCGAUACCGAUGAUGUCACAAGAGCGCACUUGCUGCAGGCAUCAAGGUCUUUUCCAUCAGCCUUGGAGGCAGUUCAUUUUGACUGCCACUUCACAAUUUGCUCCGCAGCUCCAAGUCCACCUCUAGCAGACAGCAACCAUGCAGCCCACCACCGAAUUGCCCACCUCAAUCGCUAGCAAGGUGUACGAGGGUGUAAUCUCCGUCGUGUCUUACUUCGCCAUCGAAUACACGUCCAACUGGAACUGGCAUCUCGAGGACUUGGGCUCGCUCAUCCCGACCGUGUCCCCAUGAGCGAGCGGGUGCAAGUGAAUUCUAUUGGACUUGAGCUCCUUCAUGUAAACCAAUAGCAAGCAGCAGACUGCUGGGUUCCACGGGAAUAUGCUUGCUGAUGAACGCGACAAAGCAUUACUGUACUUCAAAUAGUAUGUUAUUAUCUUCGGCUCGUGUUUUGCGCACCGUCAUAUUGAUUGCAGAAACCGUAUCGUAAACUCAUGUUUAGAAGCGUGGAACCACCACGCUUGUAGGACGUCACUGAGCCGCUCGCCACGUACAUGUUCGUGCCGCUAGAUGGACUCUAGCCGAGAGACAACAGCCGAGUAGAGAAUGAGAAAUAACCCGAUGCACGCGGAAGUAGAAUGACGCUGCAGCUCACAAAACGAUUAUGCUUAUCUCGAAAAAGCUUUACGGAAACAACUUAUGUUUACCAGUUUGUACAGUAUAAACCAAAUUUAUAACGCUCCGAGAUUUAGUUGCCUUCUAUAACGAAUGCUUUUCGAAAGCAAAUUAUAAAAAGUUUUGCUC
Phytophthora nicotianae INRA-310 is the source of this 840-nucleotide messenger RNA. RefSeq lists its product as hypothetical. The coding region runs from base 178 to 330 and encodes 50 amino acids. The record is from RefSeq and is a predicted model, not a curated record. Lineage: Eukaryota; Oomycota; Peronosporomycetes; Peronosporales; Peronosporaceae. The transcript has 3 exons.